Molecule: messenger RNA, 907 nt
Organism: Tripterygium wilfordii
Lineage: Eukaryota; Viridiplantae; Streptophyta; Magnoliopsida; Celastrales; Celastraceae
Product: mitochondrial import inner membrane translocase subunit TIM22-4-like
Exons: 4
Coding region: 38-544 (168 amino acids)
Biological process (GO): protein insertion into mitochondrial inner membrane
Cellular component (GO): TIM22 mitochondrial import inner membrane insertion complex
Molecular function (GO): transmembrane protein transporter activity
Source: RefSeq, a predicted model, not a curated record
UCAUUUAUCACUUUUGGAUUCGAGUUGCUGUUAUCUAAUGGCGACCGAUUCAGGCGCUGAAUCUGGGAACGGUUCGAAGGAGCCAGAGAAGUCCCAGAUUGAGCCUUUUAGAAUGCCCUCGGCGGAGGAGAUCCGCGCCCAAGAAGUUUGGAACAACUGUGCUGUUCGCAGUGUUGUCAGUGGAGUCAUGGGAGGUGGGCUCGGGUUGUUCAUGGGUUUGUUCCUUGGUGCACUUGAUAAUCAUCCUACAAUGCACGACGAAAUGACUGGUAGGCAGCAAUUUAUUUACACUGCCAAGCAGAUGGGGCAAAGGAGUUGGGGUUCAGCCAAGACAUUUGCAGUCAUGGGUCUAGUUUUCUCAGCUGCCGAGUGUGUUGUUGAGAAGGCACGGGCUAAACAUGACAUGACAAAUACAGUUGUUGCUGGUUGCGUAACUGGGGGUGUAAUGUCGGCAAAAGGUGGUCCACAGGCAGCCUGCAUUGGUUGUGCUGGCUUUGCAACUUUCUCAGUUCUGAUAGAGAAGUUCUUAGAUAGACACAGUUGAGCAGACACCCGGCUCCAGUUUUGCAAAUUCCAGGUUUUAGUCUGGACAAUGAGUUCUAGCUGCCCGGAUAAAUUCAUCAUAGUUUUCCUGUUUUCAUCCUCAUUGAAUUUGAGUGCAUCGCUAAGAAUGAAGAUAGAAGUUGUACUAAUUAAUUCUCCCAUGUACUACUGCAGUAUUAUUAGUACACAUAUUCUUUAGUAAUUCACAUAUAGGAGGUGAUUGGAUCGUUCUAUCCAUCCAACCUUCGAAUGAUUCUGUAAUACCAAGUUUUUUGGCAAGUUGAAGCAGUUUGCGAUUGAUGACUGAUUAUUCAAUCUUUGAUAAUAAAGAAUUCGGGUGGCUGGACCUAGGGUACCAAAUGCA